AAAAAGCAUUUCCUUCUUUUUUUUCUAUAUUACUUACUUGUCUAGAGCUCUUUUAACUUCAUCGUUUCCAAGAGAAGAACGAAGGAUCCGUUCGGUGAUCUUAUCCUCUCAUAUCAUAUACCACCAAGCUAAACAAAACCCUCUCUUAUCACUUCCAUUGAUUCUACUGUGGAAAAAUAGAAAGUUAGUGGCUUUUUUUCUCAAAUUCCGGCGCAAAAUCAAAUGAAGGAAGAGUGAACAAAGAGUUGUUAAGACAUGGAGAGACAAGGGAGAGAAGAAAGCAGCAUUCAACAACCUCCAUGGAUGCCUCAGACACCAAUGAAGGCAAGUUCUCCGAUCUGCUCAAAUAUUGUUGAGGAACGAGCUCAUCGGAACCAGGAGGAAGAAAGGAGAUUUGAUGGGAACAAGGGCGUGGGUGGUGGUCUUGCUCACUUAUCUUUUGGGGAUUUGCUGGCUCUAGCUAACUCUGCAGCAUUCUGUUUCUCCGGUAACACAGAGAUGAUGCAAAAAGAUAAUGAAGCAGUGGAGAGUCUGAGCUCUGUGAGUAACAAUGUUGCUGAAGAAAUCAUCAAUAAUGUUGCUGAAGAGAUCAUCAAGACUCCUGAAAAACCAAAGAGGAAGAAGCAUAGGCCAAAGGUUCUUAAAGAUGCUAAACCCAAGAGGGCGCCAAAACCGCCAACUCCGAGGAAAUCUGUUGUUGCUGAUGCUCAAGAAAGCAAAACACCGAGGAGGAAAUAUGUGCGGAAGAAGGUACAAGUAGAUAAGAAUCAAGAAUCUACUCCGCUUGAUCCAUCAGUAGCUGUAGAAACUUCAACUCGCGCCAAGAAGCUCUGUAGACGAGCCUUGGAUUUUGAACCCGAAAAAGGAGAAAAUCAUUCCAACUGUAACACAAAACAAGCAGAUGAGAUGGAAUCAGUUCUUGUAGAGAAGCUGUUAGCUUCUGGGAAUCAUGAGUCAAAUGAUUUCCUUCUUUCUGUGCCUACCACUCCCAAGAGAAAGCGUAGCCAAGGUAAAAGAAAGGGGAAGGAACCUAAGAACAAUGGCACUGACCUAGAAGAAGUUGAUAUUUCGAUGGCACAAGCUGCAAAGAGAAGACAAGUAAAAGAACCAACUUGCCGUGACCUGAAUCUAUCAGGGAUUCAGUACAAUGAGCUAUGUGACUACCAGAAAAUGCAUUGGUUGUAUUUCCCAAACUUACAACAGGAAGGGAUGAGAUCUGAUGUCAUUUGUAGCAAAUCAUUCACUGGCCAACAACUUAUGGAUGUUUCUGCCUUUGACUCUAACUGCUACAGUUUCACAUCUCAACACAGUGCUAAUGGAGUCCUAACCACUGAAAAAAUACGUGAAGUUACCUUCCAAGGAAGGCAACCGUCUGAGUUCAAUGUUCUCCCAGAGAAGAUAGAUACACCGAUAAAGAAGAGAACUGGCCAUGCUCGAUUCCGGAAUUUGUCUUCCAUGAACAAACUUAUGGAAGUUUCUGAGCAGUUACCCUCAGGAUAUCAUUGCAAACCACAUCAGAAGAUUCUUGUUGAUACACGGGUGACCGUAAGCAAAAAUAAGCGAAUCACUAAGCCUAAGAAAUCACAAACCAACCAGAAAACUCUUCUUCCGAAUCUUUGCCAGCUUUCAGCUUCAUUUUCUGGUCUUUCUCCAGAUGAACUUUGGAAACAACGUUACUCUGUCGAAGCAAUCAAUGAGCAAUUGCGUCUAUUAGAUAUCAAUAGGGAGAAUUCUGAUAAUGCUCUCGUUCCUUACCCCAUGAAAACCAAGGGAAACCAGAUUGUACUCUUCCGCGGUGGUGCUGGAGCAAUUGUGCCUGUAACUCCUGUUAAAAAACGUCGUCCACGACCUAAGGUUGACUUAGACGAUGAGACAGACAGAGUGUGGAAACUGCUAUUGGAGAAUAUUAAUAGUGAGGGAAUUGACGGAUCAGAUGAGCAGAAGGCAAAAUGGUGGGAGGAAGAACGUAAUGUGUUUCGUGGACGAGCAGACUCAUUCAUAGCAAGGAUGCAUCUUGUACAAGGGGAUCGACGGUUUACGCCUUGGAAGGGAUCCGUUGUUGAUUCUGUUGUUGGAGUGUUUCUGACGCAAAACGUUUCAGACCAUCUUUCAAGUUCUGCUUUCAUGUCACUUGCUGCAGAGUUUCCGGUCCCUUCAGUACCCACCACUAACUUUGAAGCUGGAACAAGCUCGGCGCCUUCUAUUCAAAUAACGUACUUGGACUCCGAGGAAUCGAUGUCCAACCCAUCCGAUAACAAUCAAAGUUCUGUUAUUUUAAAAAACACACAGCCUGAUGAGGAGAAGGAUUAUGUAAAUAGCAAUGAAACCUCCAGAAACAGUACUGAAACUUCCAGCUCAGCCCAUGAAUCAGUUGGCAAAACCACGGAAGUAAAGACGUAUGUGGAAUCAGAUAGACAAGGCUUAAGUGUAGAGGUUGAUAAGAAAUAUCAGGAAUGUUUUGUCCUCAACCUGUUUCCAUCUGAAGAUUCUGUUUUGACAUGUCAACAUUCGAUGGUUUCUGAAGCUCCACAAAAUACAGAGAGAGCAAGAUUAAGUUCAGAGGUCAACUUAGAAGAAGAGUAUCGUACUUCAUACAUGAAGCUCCUCCACGGGGUACAAGUCUUACAAGAAGAGUCCAAUCAGAAGAAUCAGUAUGACACUUCAAGGCAAGAGGUUGGGGUUUCAAGCAAUCCUGGAAGCUUACAAGUAUCACCAAAUAUAUCUCCCAGUGAUUGUAGCUCAGAAGUUAAGGAUUUACAAUCACUGAAAGGGCCCACAAAAUCUUCUGAUAGUAAUGAACUAUGUUGCUGCUAUCGGCAAGAUGGGGAUGUUUUGAGUAGUCAGAAACCAGUGAUGCCUGAAAGCUCGAGCAGUGUUUGUUCUACAAAACACAAAGAAAAGCUCGUAACAGAAACUUUGAUUCCAGAUAUUAAUGAAAGCACGAGUUGUCUUGAUGUCCAAGAAGGUACAGAAAAACCACCAGGUCCUGACUCAAGGCAACAUCUCGACUCAUCGUGUAAAGAGGUUAGUCCAACAGAUGGUGCUACUUCAAAGGCAAAAGGAAAAAAAAAAUUAAAGGCAAAAAAAGAGGCAUUUGAUUGGGAUAGUUUAAGAAGAGAAGCACAAGGUAGAGUAGGGAUAAGAGAAAAAUCAACAAGGACAAUGGACACUGUGGACUGGGAGGCAAUACGAACAGUGGAUGUUAGUGAAGUUGCUGAAACUAUCAAGAGUCGCGGCAUGAACCAUAAACUUGCAGAACGUAUACAGGGCUUCCUUGAUCGACUGGUCGAUGACCAUGGAAGUAUCGAUCUUGAAUGGUUGAGAGAUGUUCCACCCGAUAAAGCAAAAGAAUAUCUUCUGAGCUUUAAUGGAUUGGGCCUAAAAAGUGUGGAGUGUGUGCGGCUUCUAACACUGCACCAUCUUGCCUUUCCGGUUGAUACAAAUGUUGGGCGUAUAGCCGUUAGACUUGGAUGGGUGCCCCUUCAACCGCUCCCAGAGUCACUUCAGUUGCAUCUUCUAGAAAUGUAUCCUAUUCUUGAGUCUAUUCAAAAGUAUCUAUGGCCACGUCUCUGCAAACUCGAUCAAAAAACAUUGUACGAGUUGCACUACCAGAUGAUUACUUUUGGAAAGGUGUUUUGCACAAAGAGCAAACCUAAUUGCAAUGCAUGUCCGAUGAGAGGAGAAUGCAGACAUUUUGCUAGUGCGUUUGCAAGCGCAAGGCUUGCUUUACCUGGUACAGAGAAAGGUAUGGGGACACCUGAUAAAAAACCUUUGCCUCUGCACCUGCCAGAGCCACUGCAGAAAGAUCAAGGGUCAGAAGUAGUAAAGCACGCAGAACAAGCAAAAAAGUUUACAUGUUGUGAACCAAUAAUUGAAGAGCCAGCAUCACCGGAGCCAGAAAGCGCCCAAGUUUCAAUAGCUGACAUAGAGGAUGCGUUUUUUGAGGAUCCGGAAGAAAUUCCUACAAUAAGGCUAAACAUGGAUGCGUUUACCAGUAAUUUGAAGAAAAUAAUGGAGCAUAACAAGGAACUGCACGAGGGAAACAUGUCCAGCGCUUUAGUUGCACUUACUGCUGAAACUGCUUCUCUUCCAAUGCCUAAGCUCAAGAAUAUCAGCCAGUUAAGGACAGAACACCAAGUUUAUGAACUUCCAGAUGACCAUCCUCUUAUAGCUCAGUUGGAGAAGAGGGAACCUGAUGAUCCAUGUUUUUAUCUGCUUGCUAUUUGGACCCCAGGUGAGACGGCUGAUUCUGUUCAACCGGCUGUAAGUAAGUGUAUAUUCCAAGAAAAUGGUAAGCUCUGUGAUGAGGAGACUUGUUUCUCCUGCAACAGCAUCAAGGAGGCAAGAUCUCAGACUGUGAGAGGAACAAUCUUGAUUCCAUGUAGAACCGCAAUGAGAGGUAGUUUCCCUCUCAAUGGAACUUACUUCCAAGUGAAUGAGGUUUUUGCUGAUCAUGCUUCCAGCCUAAAUCCAAUCGAUGUCCCAAGAGAUUGGAUAUGGUAUUUGCCUAAAAGAACGGUCUACUUUGGAACUUCUAUACCUUCAAUAUUCAAAGGCUUACCUACCGACACGAUCCAGCAGUGUUUCUGGAGAGGGUACGUAUGUGUACGUGGAUUUGAUCGAACCACAAGAGGACCAAAGCCUUUGAUUGCAAGAUUGCACUUCCCAGCGAGCAAACUGAAGGCACAACAAGCUAACCUCGCCUAAUCUGAGUGGUUUUUAGCAAGCAAAUAAAUAAUGCUUAUGGUUAGAGAGAGACAGAGCAGUGUUCCAAUCUAGUUAAAUGUAAGAAAGUGAUACGUAAAGUUAACGGUCCUUGUCCUAGAGUUGUAUCAGUUUCGUAAGUUUCAAUCUUAAUUUGUGUCAAAUACUUGUCACAAGAAACGGUCCUGUAGCUGAAUCUGUCUGUUUUCUUUAUUUUGUUCUCUCCCAACUUAUGUAGAAUUUGAAGCACAUCUUGCCUCAAUGUGCUCUUUAAUUUAGGUAAUCGUUUGGUUUA
Molecule: messenger RNA, 4999 nt
Organism: Capsella rubella
Lineage: Eukaryota; Viridiplantae; Streptophyta; Magnoliopsida; Brassicales; Brassicaceae
Product: protein ROS1
Exons: 21
Coding region: 256-4707 (1483 amino acids)
Biological process (GO): base-excision repair
Molecular function (GO): DNA demethylase activity; 4 iron, 4 sulfur cluster binding; DNA N-glycosylase activity
Source: RefSeq, a predicted model, not a curated record